Messenger RNA from Rotaria sordida, 1371 nucleotides. The record is from the annotation of a GenBank genome assembly. Lineage: Eukaryota; Metazoa; Rotifera; Eurotatoria; Philodinida; Philodinidae.
AUGUGGCAAUUUAUUAAGCGACAUCGUCGCAAACUUUUUAUUAUAUCAUUACUUACUGGAGGUGGCUAUGCAGCAUUUCGUUUUCUACAAGGAAAAUUAGCAAGAAUGCUAAAUGAUCAAGAUAAAAUGUUAAUGGAAUGGAAAAAACAACUUUAUUAUGAACAUAAUCGUGAUACAAGUUUAAGAACAAGUACUGAUAUAUUUGCACAAGUUGUACUUAAUAUUAAUCGUAGAUUUCAAUGUGAAAAUAUUCUUACUCGAUUAUCAACAAUAUCUGAUUCAACAGAAAAACGUGAAUUAUGGGAACAAUUAAGAAUUGAAUGUUUUGCUCGUUUAUUUACUUUUGCAUACAGUUCAAGUUUUGUAUUAGCUUUAACUGAAUUAGUAGUUAGUGCUUUAAGUGGUCGACUUUAUUCUCAAUCUCAAUUACAACAAUUAUCAAUAAGAGAACAACAUACAACAACAGCUGGUGGUAUAUCAUCAACAAGCAAAUCAUCACAUGCUGAAUCAACUCAAGAUCAUAGUUCAUUACUUUCACGAGAUAUUCAAUUAGCUUGUCUCGAUGUUAUUCGUUAUACAACAGAUGCAGGAAUGAAUAAUUUAAUUGAUGAUGUUCGAAAAGCUACUCAAUCAAUUCUUUCAAGAAUUCCACUUCAACAAAUGCUUGAUAUCAAUGAUAUAAUAUGGUAUUGUAGUGAAAUUCGUCAUCAAAUUGAAAAAAAACGACAUCAAUCAGUUAAUAAUCAUUAUCCAUUACUUAAAUAUGUUCGAUCAAUUUCACUACCAUCAAGAUCAACACAACCAGCAACAACUACAACAUCAGCUUAUUCAUUAUCAAAUGUUAUAACAACAGCUAGUUCAUUGAUUACACAACGAACACAUUCACCAUCAUCAGUUUUUAAUGUUCAACAACAAUUUGAAAUUGAAUGUAUUGAAAUGAUUGAAAGUGAAACAUUUCAACGUGUAUUAAUUCAGAUAAUUGAUCAAAGUUUUUCAAAUAUUUAUGAUGAAUUUGCUCGAGAAAUGGCUAAAACAUCACCAGUAACAGUUAAUUCAUUAGAAAAUAAUUUAAACGAUUCAACAAUAAUUCAUGAGAUACAAUUACCAUUUGCUAAAAUAGUUCCAAUAAGUAAUAAUAUUUAUACAAAAUUAUCAAGCCAUCAUGAACAACUUAUGCUUCAUUUUCAGAGUCUUGCAUGUCGACCAGAAUUACAUGAAUAUACAAAAUAUGCAUAUGAUUUAUUUUCCAAUGAGUCAUUACAAUCAGCAAAUCGUACAGCAUAUUCAUUUUUACCAUUAGCAUCAUCAGCAUCAGCAUCAUAUUUACAAUCUAGUUUAUCAUCAUUUUUACAAUCAUUAAUGUCUCCAUAA